Molecule: messenger RNA, 9913 nt
Organism: Dendroctonus ponderosae (mountain pine beetle)
Lineage: Eukaryota; Metazoa; Arthropoda; Insecta; Coleoptera; Curculionidae
Product: laminin subunit alpha-1
Biological process (GO): axon guidance
Cellular component (GO): basement membrane
Source: RefSeq, a predicted model, not a curated record
GAAUAUCAAGUAGCUUACAUCAUAUUGAAAGCAGCAAAUUCACCACGUCCAGGCACCUGGGUGCUGGAAAAAUCCAAAGAUGGACAACAUUUCAGUACUUGGCAGUACUUUGCCAGAACUGACAAGGAAUGUAUGGACCAGUUCCAAGUUCCGGCCACCAAAGGAAAACCUCAUUAUUUCACGGAUAAUGAGAUUAUUUGUACAUCGUACUUUUCGAAGCUGACGCCAUUGGAAAACGGGGAGGUUCACAUAUCACUGGUCCAGGGGCGUCCAGGAGCGAAUGAAUCCAGUCCCGAACUGUUAGAAUUCACCAAAGCUAGAUAUGUACGAUUCCGACUAAUGGGUUUGCGAGGAAAUUUGGAACCAAUACCUAAAUCGUUGAGCCAAGACCGGCUGAAAGACAAAAAGUUAUUCUACUCGAUCAAGGAUAUAUCCAUAGGAGGACAAUGCGUUUGUAAUGGCCACGCUGAGAAUUGCAGGCACAAUGUCGCUAGUGGGCAUCCAGAAUGCGAAUGCUUACACCAUACGUGUGGAGCAAACUGCGAAAUGUGCUGCCCACUUUACAACCAACGUCAGUGGUUUCCUGGAUCUUCGAGGGACGCCCAAAAAUGCUUGCCCUGCAACUGCCACGGGCAUGCAAAGAGCUGCCGAUAUGAUGAAGAGGUCGACCGAAAUGGGCUCAGUUUAAGUGCUGAUGGCUCUUAUCAAGGAGGGGGUGUUUGUCAAAAUUGCACGGACUUUACAACCGGAAUCAACUGUGAGAAGUGCCUGACUGGAUUUUUUCGGCCGAUUAAUGUUUCUGCCCACGACUCUAAGCCAUGUUUGAAAUGCGAUUGCAGUGUAGUUGGAUCAUCACCAGAUAUCUGUGUACAGUAUGGCGAAUCAGCGGGAGUAUGUAAAUGCAAAUUAGGCUAUAUUGGUUUGAAAUGCGAUAUGUGUGCCCCAGGGUUUCGAGGCUAUCCAAACUGCGAAUCUUGCCCGUGUGACCCUAAGGGAGUUACUGCCACUGGAGACUGUGAAGGCGAAUGUCUUUGUAAGCAAAACGUUGAAGGCAAAUACUGCGAUAGGUGCAAAUCUGGGUAUUUUGGACUAUCAGAGAAGAACGCUGAUGGCUGCCUGGCGUGCUUCUGUUCCGGUGUCACGACUCUGUGUGAGUUAGGUUUCAUCAAAUUGAACACCAUUCAAACUCUACAAAAUUGGUUAAUCACCGAUCUGAGAGUUUCAGCAUAUAUAACUCCAGUUACCAGCUCUACGAGUGUGUUCUCGGUCGGUAAUUAUGAGUUACCUGGAAUUGAGAAUCUCUAUUGGCUGGCACCGAGAGACUAUUUGGGUAACAAGUUGGAAAUUUAUGGCUCAACUUUCGUUUUCAAUGUUCAAUGGGUGGUUAUGCGUGGUGAUACGAGCGGUGAACCGACAAUUGGACCUGACAUGAUUAUGGUUGGCUCAAAUGGAUUACAGUUAGGUUAUGGAGAUCACAUAUAUGGUUCCCAAAAGAUGUCUUUUAGCAUUCCGCUAAGCGAGCAUGGAUGGUACAUAAUACCCAACGAGAUCCAAGAUAUAACGACGAGAAUGACAAAAUCCGAUUAUGUUAAAGGACCGGCGACAAGAGAACAGUUUUUACAUGUGCUGGCCGAUAUAAAGCACAUUUUAUUAAGAGGAACUUUCCACACUGACCAAAUUGAGGCAUUGCUGGAAAGUGCAACGAUGAGUUACGGCAACGAAGAACUCACUUACGAAAGUGGAACCGUUGAAAAAUGUUCCUGUCCAUCAGGUUACACCGGCCUUUCUUGUGAAAGUUGCUCUUUUGGAUACGUUAGAAUAUUUGCGAACACUUCAGAAAACGAAGAAGAAAGCUAUUGUGGAAAAUGCGAUUGUAAUGGUCAUUCAGCUACUUGCAACGCUGAUACAGGUGAAUGCUUUUGCGAGCAUAACACUAUAGGAGAGAAAUGCGAACGAUGUGCGGUGGGUUUCUACGGUAAUCCUUUAAGGAGCACAAUCGGCGACUGCAAGAAAUGUGCCUGUCCUAUGGAAAAUAUCGAAAACAAUUUCAGCCCCAGUUGCCAGUUGGAUUACUUUAAUUUGGCUAACGAAGGUGGAUAUGUAUGCACCCAGUGUCCGAAAGGAUACACAGGGGAUCAUUGUGAAAUAUGUGACGAUGGUUAUUUUGGGGAUCCACUGGAAAUUGGUAACAGUUGCAGACCCUGUGACUGUAGCGGUGGUCCAUGUGAUAGAAGAACCGGUCAAUGUUUAGCAUGCAAAGGAAAUACCGAAGGUUGGAAAUGUGAAAGAUGUAAGUCAGAUCAUUACGGCGACCCGGCAGCUUCCAACUGUAAAGCAUGCGAAUGUGAUCCCCUUGGAUCUGAGUCGAAACAAUGCGAUAACGUUUCUGGCCAAUGUACAUGUAAAGGCAGGUUUAUUGGCAGAACUUGUGAUCAAUGUGAGCUUGGUUUUGGCAAYGUUACCGCUUUAUGCCCACCGUGCUCCUGCAACUCAAUCGGUUCGAGAUCUGGUAUAUGUGAUCACCACACCGGAAUUUGCGACUGCUUGCCAGGCGUAGAUGGAUUUCAUUGUGAUGCUUGCCAGAACCUGCACUGGGGUUUUUCAACCAGUGGCUGUCAAGCUUGUAAUUGCGACAUCAAUGGAUCAAAGUAUUCGUCAUGUGACCCGACAACUGGAAAUUGCAUAUGCAAGCCGUAUUAUGAAGGAAGAACGUGCGACGUUUGUAAGGCUGGCUAUUGGAAAACUCUAAAGAAAGAYUGCAUUAAAUGCCACUGCGAUGAGAAUGGAUCGCUGGAUCCUGUGUGCCAUARAGAAACAGGACAGUGCAACUGCAAACCUGGAGUAGCUGGGCAGAACUGUGAUCAGUGCCUACCAAACUACUAUGGWACUGUGGAUACAGAAUGCAUAGAAUGCGAACCAUGCACCAAAAAAGGUCACGUAUGCGGCCAAGGGGGAAAAUGUGUAUGCCCUUCGUUAACUAUUGGAAGGGAAUGUGAGAGAUGCACAUUGAAUUCUUGGGGGCAUGAACCAAGAACAGGGUGUAAGGCAUGUAACUGUUCAAAUAGUGGUUCGUCUGGCCUGCAGUGUGACAAACAUUUUGGUAUCUGUCCAUGUAAAGUGGGAUAUGAAGGUAAUAAAUGUGACAGAUGUACCUUCGGUUAUUAUGGAUUUCCGAACUGCAGGAAAUGCCUUUGCAAUCCAGCUGGUACCUUAGAUACCGAGUGUAGAACUGAAGAUUGUCAGUGCAAUGAAGAUGGCAGCUGUAACUGUAAGGAGAGCGUCACAGGAUUUAAAUGUAAUACGUGCAAAAACGGAACAUUUGGUUUAUCUAAAGAAAAUCCCCAAGGAUGCAAAAACUGCUUCUGUUUUAAAAGAAGCAGUGAAUGUGUGGACACCAAAUACAACUGGGAUAAAAUUCGCUUUGAGAAACGUAUAGAGAGUAACGAACCGAUCAGCACCGACACCAUUAGCCUGCCAAAGAAAUUUAUGGGCGACCUAUCAUCCUCGUAUGACGGAUAUCUUAGUGUCAGUGGUGGGGGCGGUAGAUUCACUGUAUUCCUGACUGGAAAUGGAAUUUCUUUGAACUCAGAAGUUAGCACUAAUGAGUUGAAACUUAACGAAAAGUAUUGGACAGUAACUUCUGGCAACAUAGCUCAAAGUUGUCAGAUUUCACUGAGUAGGGAGUGUAUGUUGGUAGUUCUACAGAAGGUUACCUCUAUUGUCAUACAAGGCCAAGAUAUGGAAAUUGUAGAAGUUCUACUGGAUUCAGCUAAACCUUACAUUCCGUAUAAUCGGACUAGUCACUCCAUCGAAAAAUGUAACUGUAGUUCAGAGUACAAAGGACUUUCGUGCCAAGACCCAAAUCGGGGAUUUUAUCGACAUUUCCUAACCGAAUACGAAGCAACACACUCUUCCUGGAUAGAUAAAGUAAUCGGUGUUGCUCGUCCAUGUGACUGCAAUGGAAGAUCAUCUGAAUGUGACCCUGACAAUGGACACUGCAAGAAUUGCUCAAACAAUACAGCUGGCUUUCAUUGCGAAUUGUGCGACACCGGUUACUAUCAAGACUAUUCUGGACACUGCCAACCCUGUUUAUGUCCAUCAGAGUUCGAAAACAACGCAGAGAGCUGCAUGGCAAAAAAAUAUGGUUUUGCCUGCCACUGUAAAAUAGGUUACACUGGAAGCAAGUGUGAGCAUUGUAAAGACAGCUACUUUCGGGAUCCAUUUUCGAAUAAAUGCAUUCCGUGUAAUUGUAACUAUUAUGGUAGCCAUUCGAGUAUUUGCACUGAAAAUGGAAUAUGUGAAUGUAAAUCUGGAUUCUAUGGAGAAAAAUGUAAUCAGUGCAAAAACUCCCGGCAAUAUAUCAAAGAUGGAAUUUGCACACCUUGUGAUGAAUGUACACAAUUGCUUUUCAAUGAUAUCGAUCGCCUCUACAAAGCCUUAGAUAAUUUCACCGAUCGAUUCAAAGACGGACUCAGUCCGCCAUGGAAACUUCUGGACUCGAUGAAAACCAAAUAUAAAGCUUUUAACAAAACAUUUAACUAUAAAUACGAUCGAGUCAAUCACAUUUUGAAAACUGGAAACAUUAGUCAACUUGAAGAUAUGGUUUUUAAUAUGGCUGAGAAAGUUCAUGCAUUAGAGAAACUUUCUGCAGAAAACAGUAAUGACAUCACACAAAACCAAGAUAAAGUCUCCACGUUUACUAAAGAAUUAAAAAAUAUUAACGAUGAUAUUAACAAUUUGGUGAAACAAUUAACGAUAUUUGGAAAGAAACAUAUAGACGCAGAAGCCGCUGUUGAGCAAGCCAAUAGUAUAUUAGCUGAGAUAAAGCACCAAGCUAAGCCAAGAAUCACUGAUGUAGAAAUACACAAUCAACUUACCGUAGAUUAUUGUCAAAGAAUUAGUGAUGAGGUUAAUGGAUCAUACAUAGUAUCAAAUAAUUUGCCCUACAACAAAUUAGAUGAGCUUAACAGCAAAAUAGAUGAUAUAGACAUAAUCGCUACAGGUGUAAAAAGCAAAACAACGGAUGCACAAUUUCAAAAUGAGAAGAAUAAAAAAUCUAUUAACAGGUUACGAAAAAGUAUUGACGAGCUUAACAAUUUGAGUACUAAUAUCGAGGCAAAUCUAGGCGAAUUUACUAAUGAAAUGAAGAAUAUGAUUGGUAAACUAGGGGAACUGAGAAACAUUAUUGCCGCAAUGGAAAACUUUGAUUUUAACAACUUAACUGAGUUGGAUAGAAAUAUCUACAAAUUUGAAGAAGAGAAUCCCGCGCUGGAAGAAUUAGUACGUACAGCAUCAGACCAUGCCUCGAAAUUGAGGAAUAUAGUUGAUCUCAGAAUAGGAGCACUGAAUUUCACCAAAGACGAAACUGAAAAAAUCAAGACCAGUGGUGCAUAUAAUGAAAUUGUUGACUCUAUUGCAAUCGCAAAAAAUACAGCAAAUGAGGCUAGAAUUAUACUGCAAAACGUUUUAGAUUUCAUGUAUCCUCGAGAUUCCGAUAGUCUAUUCGAUAAGGCUAAUUUGGCACAUACUAAAUCAGACCGCUUGAAGUACAGAAUAGAAAAUAUGAAAAAUAUAUCUACUAACCUUAACGCCAAGCGAAAGGAUGUGGAGAGCUUCAAAGAAAGCCUAAUAGACAGUGGCAAGUUUAACAAUGAUCUGAAUAGGCAGCUACAAUACCUCGAGCGCCUGCUCUUGGCAGAAAGUUACACAGUGAUCAAACUUCAGGAAACAAUUGAUAAUAGUUCUCGAAUUAUUGAUCAGAUGCGGCAAAUUGAGAAAACGAUAUCAGAAUUAAAUAUAGCGGUCCGAUAUGAUCUGUUAAAUGUGAAAAAUACAUUGCUUAAAGCGAGAUCUGAAGCGAAAGAAGACAUUCAAACGGCUAGCUUUAAUGUGAAAGACGCAAUAAAGCGAGUAUCGGAGUUAUUGGAUAAUGAUAUCAACAAAAUAGACAAUUUUCCAAAUAAGGAUGAACAACACAAACUGGAACGAGUAACAUCAAAAAUUGAGGAACUCCGAAAUAAAAUUUUAUAUGCAAAACAAGCAGCUGAAUCAAUUAAUAUCGCAAUGGGUUUGUCCAAUUGCUCGAUGACUUACUCGUCCCCACUUUAUCAAGGGGAGCUGUUCAGAAGUCUUGCCAUCACGUUUAGAUGUGCUAACUGCCAGCUGUUUAAGUGGGAGAGAGGUGGAAUCAACAUAGCAAUUCAAAAUGGUAAAGCCAUAAUGAAAUUUAUGGUAGAUGACAUCAGUGACGAAAUUUCAACGGAUAAGGAAGGAGGAUCGAAAUUUGAAAAAACUCUAUUUGUACAACGAAUUGGCUCCUUACUGCAAAUGAAAUUCGACAAUGACACCACUUGGAAAGCUGCCGAUAUCGGAAGCCAGGCUUUAAUUAUAGACCCGACAGAUCGGUUUGAAAUUGGCGAUGGUAUGAACAUUCAACACAAUGCCUAUAUCUAUAGACUCUCUAUCAAUGAUAACAACCUUGGUUUAUGGAAAUUCAGCCAAACCAAUGGAAAAUGCACAGGACAACAGAGAGUUAAUGCUAAAGAAGUAGAGAAAGCCAGACCAUUUUAUUCUGGCCGCGGCUACAAGAAAUAUAAUAAAACUGCGGUAGCUGCACCUGCCAAAUUCAAUUUGAAGUUUUAUUUGUCCACUUUUGAUGAAAACAGCUUAAUUUACUUGGCCCAGGAAUCUCAGCGUCCUUCAGCAUUUAUUUCGUUGACCAUAGAAGACGGUUAUUUGCGGUUCGACAUUCGACACAACAACGACAAAACAGUGUCGUUAAAGCUGAAGGAGAAAUGCAACGAUGGACAAACGUACAGUGCGAGUAUUGUGAUGACCUACGAAAAUAGAUAUCAAAUAUAUAAAUUGGGCAUUGACGGAAAUGAAACAAACCAGGCUCUGGCCCAGGAACUACUCUUGCCAUCAGCAGUAUUUAGGAUUCGACAAGCCGUUCAUUUUGUUGGAGGAGUUUCGCCCACAUUAAAUACUACCUCAAUCAACGUAAACAAGAAAUCGUUUUUGGGAUUUCUUGACACUAAAAACCAAUUCGACAAUGAAAGCAUAUCCACAGGAGUAACACAAAAAGCUGGAGAACUCCAACUACACAAGGCAUGGUUUAAUGGAAACGGAUCUCUACGUUUAAGUACAGAACUUGAGCCUAGCAGAACUUCUCAAAGACUGAACAUGAUAUCGUUUAUUUUGAGACCACUAAAUGCUAAUGCUGCUAUAUUGGACGUUGAAAACUUCGGAACGGUGACUCUAUCAAACCGUUUACUUCAAAUCAACCUAAACAAUGGAGAACAUUAUCUAGCGAACAAGACUAUGCCUUUAAAUAUAAACGAUUAUAACAUUGUCUCGUUGAUUUUUAAAAGCGAUAUGAUCAGUUUAACUAUAAAUGAAGAAGAUGAGAACAUUUACAGAUCGAAGACUGAUAAUUUAUUUGAAGGCGAUGUAAUCAAAUUAGUCGUUGGGAGUACUGAUGGAUUUUACUCUUUAUACGGAGGAAUUAGUGAUAUCACUAUUAAUAAUGAAAAUAUUGUAUUCACAUCUAAAACGGUCACUGAGUUUUCCAACGUAGAAAUGGGCCGCGAGGCACCGUUUAUCAGACAAGGUAUCACUCUUAAAGGACUCACCAUUCCUACCAACAUCAAUGUGACUAAUUCUAUGCAAAACACGCAAGGCUGCGCUACUUCAGCGAAUUAUGUUACCCAUCCAACUGCUGUUAGCUUUGGUGACCAACCAGAUAGCUAUAUGAAGAUCAAAACCCAAUUUUGGAAGAAAGAUUUUAAAUUGGAAUUUGAAUUUAGGACACUGGAUCCUAAUGGAUUGCUCUUCAUGUCUACAGGAAGCGGUUCUACAAAUCAAUAUAAAUUCCUUGAAUUAAAAGAUGGCUUAUUAACAUUCCAUAUAAAAGGAAAAAGGAAAAUUCCUAAAAAUUGGCCGGUCACUUUUCCAAUGAAAGUGGCCGAUGGUGUGUGGCAUACGUUAAAGUUUGUGAAGAAAGGAAAGAAACUGCAAAUGUGGUUGGAUGGAAAAGAGAGAAAAUCGGUUAGGUUCCCUAAAUCGGCUGUCAGGAACGAAUUUUUCUUAGGAAAUGUACCUCGAGAAUACACGCUUAAUACAGAACUGAAAGAACGCAUUUACCCGUUUAGGGGUUGUAUCAACAAUCUCAAAAUAAAUGAAGAAACUAUAUUACCAGGAGCAAAAACCAAUGAUGUCGUAUAUAGCAAUAUACGGCAAUGUUUUCCGCAAAUUGAGGAAGGGGCUUAUUUUGGAGGAGACGCGUAUGCAGUAUACAGAGAAGACUUUCGAAUUAACAAAAUAUUAGAUCUCAGCUUCGACUUCCGCACAGCAGAGCAAAACGGCAUUCUUCUAACAGUCUCAAAUGAAGGAAAUUAUCCUGCCCUAUCUGUUGAACUUCAAAAUGGAGCUGUAGUGAUGACUAUCGAUUUGGGAAACGGUAUUCAAUCUAAUGUAACUAAUAAUUUGGACUCCGACUUUGCUUUAUGUAACAACUUGUGGCACAACGUCAGCGCAAUGUAUUCUAGUUCUGAAUUAACGGUCAAUGUUGAUGGUAUCAGAAAAAGUUGGGUACAAAGUGAAGUUAAUUCGGUUAUGGAUGAAAUUGAUGCCCCAUUGUACAUUGGCGGCUUACCAGAUAAUGCCGCAAUUGGUACGUUGAAAAUCAGAGAGAACUUUAAAGGAUGCAUGAAAAAUCUGAAGAUUGAAAAUAACUUAAAACCGUGGUCGGCAAUGGAAAAGCUAAACAGUGUGCUGCUGAACUCAUGUCCUGUUGCACCUUCCACAAGAAGCUGAGGGUUGUGAGUAACAAAACAUCCACUCUGAUUCAAACCAGGCGUAAAUAUUAAUCGUAUUAUUUAUUAUUAAACGGUGCCAUUGAUUCCAAUUAUUUAUUCGUGUCCUAAUUUUGUAAAUAAUUAAACAUAAGAAUAAUAAUGCACUAACGUCCAAGUUAAUGAAAAUUCAUUAGCUCUAAUUGAAAAUUUAUUGUAUAAAAUAUUAAGGCUUAUAUUAAUUACACUGCCAUGUUAAUGUAAAUAAUUUAUUUUUUGUACAAGCAAUGUUUAGAUAAGAACUGUUCGUUGUAAGUUUCAAUACUUAACAAAUGUACAAGCCCUCUGUACAUUAUACAGGGUGUACCAAAUCUUGCUGGAUUGAUGCGUUUUUAUUAAUUGUAGAACUCAGCGGAUUAAUUUUGCAAACUCCUGCCUAUUUCCGAUUUCAGUAUCUGGCACGACAAAAAUAAUUCGAUCCGGUUCUGACUACUUUCCUCGGUUUUCUGGGAUUUUAAUGAACGUACCUGAAGAAGCUGAGUUACGUGGUCUUGACGAAUCAUGGUGCAUUUAUAUUCUCCAGCUUCAUACAAUCACAUGUGUAUCAAGACUACUUGAUAACCGCUGUGCAUCUCCGAAACAACCAUUGGUUUAACUGAAAACGCUUUCUUUUCCUCCGAACCAAAUUUCUUUUAGGGGUUCCUUACACAAUCGCAAAUAUAAUUUGUAAUUUAUUGUUUGUGGUCAUGACUAUUAGAGUAAUAGGUAUCAGGCAAAAUAUCAAACGUUUUGUCCUUUGUAACGGACUGAUUCAAUCAAAGUAGACUGAUUCUAUGAAACACGAUCAAUCAGGUUUUGAUGGUCGUUGACACAUGAAAUAUCAAACCUCUUCAGCCGUCGAUAAAAGUGUAUAAAGUUCUUGGGAUUAGCGUUAUUGACUGGUGUGGGUAAUUCUUGGAGCUGCCUAUUUUUCACAUAAAACUAUUUCUGGAGAGUUAAAAGACACUAACUCAUUGAAGGCUUAUAAGAACUUUAUAUCCAYCUCGGGUAUGUAGCGGAUUUAUUACACCUUGUAUAACAAUUUGUAAGUUUCUUUGUGUAAAAUAAAUAUUUUAAAUCAA